GUAAUGAGGGGACGGGAUGAAUGACCGGUUCCACAAAGCGGCCAGAGAUGGUUUCCUGGAUCUGCUCAAAGAGGCCACAAGGAAGGAGCUGAACUCUCCGGACGAGGAUGGGAUGACCCCCACCCUGUGGGCGGCGUAUCAUGGCAACCUGGAGGCACUCAGGCUGGUGGUCAGCAGAGGGGGCGAUCCCGACAAGUGUGACAUUUGGGGGAACACUCCCCUCCACCUCGCUGCUGCUAAUGGCCACCUCAACUGUCUUUCAUUCCUGGUGUCCUUCGGGGCAAACAUCUGGUGCCUGGACAAUGAUUACCACACGCCCCUGGACAUGGCGGCCACCAAGAGCCACAUGGAAUGUAUCCGCUACCUGGAUUCCAUCGCAGCGAAGCAGAGCAACCUGAACCCUAAACUGGUUAGCAAGAUGAAGGAGAAAGCUUUCAAAGAGGCUGAGAAGCGAAUUAAGGAAUGUGCGAAGCUACAGAGGAAACACCACCUGAGGAUGGAGAAGAAAUACAAGAAGGAGAUGAUGGACAUGUCAGACAGCGUCAGUUUCUCCAGCUACUGCAGCAGCACAAUGAGCAGGCAGCACACUGUCUCGGUGCCGUACUCCCAGGCCACCCUCAACGCCACAGCCAGGGGGAAGACCAGGAUCCAGAAGAAGCUGGAGAAGAAGAAGCAGGGAGACGGGACCUUCAAGAUCUACGAGGAAGGAAGGAAGAGCAUCCGCUCGCUGUCCGGCCUGCAGCUCAGCCACGAUGUCAUGUUCGUCAAACAGGGCACGUACAUCAGCCCCAAGGACAGGAUGAGGAGGAAUGUCCGUGACAUGUUCCCGAGUGGAGAGGAUACAGUCUCGCGUGCCAUCAGCGACCCCGGUUUGCACACGGACACGGCGUACUCGGAGAUCAGCACCGACUCGGGACACGAGUCGCUGUUUAACAGGCCGGGUCUCGGAACGAUGGUUUUCCGCAGGAACUACGUCACGGGUGGCCUGUUUGGCCUCGGCCUGGAGCAGGAGGGGGGGCUGAUGGACAGCAGCAGCGGGGCAGGGGUCAGGCUGAGGAGUCGGCUUCACCGGUCGCCCAGCCUGAGCGAGAGCAUCGGCAGCGCCGGCAGCCUCCAGGGGGGCAGCGGGCCGUCCUGGGAGCUGGGAGAGCUGGAGCUAGACAGCGACAUGGACACCAGCCCCCUGGACACCUUCCUGGCCUCGCUCAGCAUGUUCCACUUCAUCCCCAUCUUCAAGAAGGAAAAGAUAGACCUGGACUCGCUGAUGCUCUGUUCAGACGAGGAUCUGAAAAGCAUCAACAUCCCGCUGGGACCCAGGAGGAAGGUCUUGGCCGCUGCCCAGAGCAGGAUGAGGUGUCUCCGGCGCCCGGCGUCUCUGCUCGACACCAGCCUGUGAGCGCCAGCCACUGCCAAAGCCUCCAAACCAAUCCUAUAUUGACUGGCGUUUUUACAACGGGAACAGUGAUCAAACUAUCUCAGGUAAGAGUCCCAGGGCUCACAAUCUCACCUUCCGCAGUCUCUCUGCACAGCAAUUACAUGGGCUCAGCUGUGUUGCGACUGUCCCUGACCCUGUGUUACUCUCUGUGCCGGGUGCUGUGUUGCUGUCAGUCGUGAGAAUGUGUGCGUGUUUUUUUUUAUCUCUUGCUUUUCGCUGUAGAUAAAACUAUUGAAACUACAGAGUGUCAGCGACUCCCUCAGACACCAGGGUGUGUCUUGAACAUCCCAUUCAGUAGAUCCACAUCUCUGACUGAACGGACAAGGAAACAAAACGUGGCCAUAUGAGGAUUGGUGAUGAUUCCGUGCCUCUGACCGUGCUCCGAGCUCCAGAACAUUCCCGACCAG
Molecule: messenger RNA, 1842 nt
Organism: Callorhinchus milii (elephant shark)
Lineage: Eukaryota; Metazoa; Chordata; Chondrichthyes; Chimaeriformes; Callorhinchidae
Gene: ush1ga
Product: Usher syndrome 1Ga (autosomal recessive)
Exons: 2
Coding region: 17-1396 (459 amino acids)
Molecular function (GO): protein binding
Source: RefSeq, a predicted model, not a curated record